CAGGUAGCCCGGAAGAUGGCGGCGGCGGCGGCGGCCGGUGGGGCUCUGUGAGAGGAGCGGCGGCGGGGCCGAUGCCGCGGAGCUGGGGGGCGGCGGCUGCCGCGGGGGCUCCCCGGAGUCGCUGAGAACCUCGAGCCCCUCGUUCGGCGCCGGGCCUCGGUCCGGGAGCGGACGGCAUGCGGCAGCGCGGGGGGCUCGGCGGGAGCGCCGGGCGGCGGGGGGGCGGUGGCCCGCGGCUGCUCGGCCCGCGACACCUGCUCGGGCUCGUCCUUCUGCUGUGGCCGCUCGUGGGGAGCGGCGAGGCGGCUCCGCUGCCGGCAGCAGGUGCAGGAGAAGGAGCUACAGCAGAAGUUCCCUCAUCUUUUGUGAUUCUGUCUCUGUGCACUCUGGUAGUCCUGGUCAUUCUGCUGGCAAACUGUGUCUCCUGCUGUAAAGACCCCGAGAUAGAUUUCAAGGAAUUUGAAGAUAACUUUGAUGAUGAGAUAGAUUUUACACCUCCAGCAGAAGAUACUCCAUCUGUUCAGUCUCCAGCAGAAGUGUUUACUCUUUCAGUUCCCAAUAUUGCUUUACCAACUCCCUCCCAGUUUCCAUCUCGUACAGAUGGAUCAAAGUCUCAAGUUGCACGUCAGAGUCUAAACUACAUCCAGGAAAUUGGAAAUGGCUGGUUUGGAAAGGUUCUCCUUGGAGAGAUCUACACAGGCACUAGUGUAGCAAGGGUAAUAGUGAAGGAGUUAAAGGCAAGUGCAGGUCCCAAGGAGCAAGAACAAUUCUUAAGAAAUGGAGAACCAUAUUACAUUCUUCAGCAUCCAAAUGUUCUCCAGUGUAUUGGGCAAUGUGUGGAAGCCAUUCCUUAUCUCCUAGUUUUUGAGUUCUGUGACUUGGGUGACCUGAAAACUUACAUCUGCAAUGAGCAGGAGCACAUUAGAGGAGAGUCUCAGAUAAUGCUGCUGCAGAGAAUGGCGUGUGAGAUUGCUGCUGGCCUCGCUGUAAUGCACAAACACAACUUUGUGCACAGUGACUUGGCCUUACGGAAUUGCUUCCUUACAUCCGAUUUAAAUGUCAAAGUAGGAGAUUAUGGUAUAGGAUUCAGUAGGUAUAAGGAAGAUUAUAUUGAGACAGAUGAGAAGAAACUUGUUCCUCUGCGAUGGACUGCACCUGAGUUAGUAACAAGUUUUCAAGACAGACUGUUAUCAGCAGAGCAAAAUAAAUACAGUAACAUAUGGUCCCUGGGUGUGACGUUGUGGGAGCUGUUUGAGAAUGGUGCUCGACCUUACUCAGACUUCUCUGACAGGGAAGUCCUAACCCAUGUCAUCAAGGAGAAGCAGGUUAAACCCUUCAAGCCACGUCUGGAGCAGCCAUACUCUGAUAGAUGGUAUGAAGUUCUGCAGUUCUGUUGGCUGCCUCCAGAAAAGAGACCCACGGCAGAAGAAGUGCACAGACUUUUAACUUACCUCCGCAUGCAAAGCCAAAGGGACUCAGAGAUUGAUUUUGAACAGCAGUGGAAUGCUCUGAAACCAAACACCUCAAACAGAGAAGCAAGUAAUUCUGCAUUCCCAAUCUUGGAUCACUUCACGGGAGACAGACUUGGCCACGAGCUGGAGGAGGUUCUGACUGUAACUGAAACAAGCCAGGGUCUGAGCUUUGAAUACAUCUGGGAGGCAGCUAAACACGAUCACUUUGAUGAAUGUGGACAUGUGAAUCCUGACGAAGCCAUGAACUACACAAGUAUUUUCUAUCCAGUGGAGGUUUUUGAGAGGUCACUUUCAGAGCAAGGACCAGGAGCACAGGAUGGAAGUGGUCAAGAGGCAUCACUUGCUGUCCCUGGGGUGUUACCUGUGUUUGAUGCACACAAACUUUCUGUUGGAAAUGACUACUAUAUCCAGUUAGAGGAGAAAGGAAGUGGCUGCAGCAUGAAUUUUGAUAACCAGUCAGUUGUAUUAACAACAGAAGUUGAUCAUCAAGAAGCUGUACAAGAAAAAAGUUCUCAUUUCACGGUUCUCAGGGAUCUUGAUGUUGAAGAAUCUAGUACCGAUGGGGACUUCUUCCACUACAAUACAGAUCCUAAAGAGGAAUUUUUAACUGCUACCAAUAGUCCAGAAAGUCCUUUCCAGAGUAUAUUUAAUGACAUUGAUAGAUCAGAAGAAUUGAGAAAUAGAAAAAUACUUGGGUUUGCUGAAACAAAUGAUUCUCCUAAAGACUUUAAACCAGCUGUUUUGAACUCAAACACAGAUGCUAGAAAGGCAGUAGGCUGUUCUGAGAAGGAGCAUUCUAAACAUGCUUCUGAAAAUGAAACAGUUUCCUUAUGUGAAAAUAUCUCUAACCAGUCAGAGCUGGUAACUUUAGAAGAACUUUCUGAUAACUUCUUAUUUCUUCAAGAGAAAAACUUACUAACAGGGUUAUUGCCUAAAAAAACCAGCAGUGAUUUUGGGCAGUACUCAGAUGAUGUUCUAAAAAGUAUAUUAGAAACCUCAAAAAGAAACUCUGUAGAGCCUGAGCCUGUGCUGACUGAAAAUGCACAGGUCUUUUCUUUAAUACAUGAAAGUCUUAGAACAGUGAAAGAUGAAAAUUUUAACCCUGUGACAAUAAAUAAAGAUCCCAGUUCCCAGUCUCAGACUCCUGUAGAAAUGCAGGCAUCCUCUAGUCCACCCACAGCACAUAAUUCAUCUGAUAACUGUGCAAAUCCUCCUAUUUUGAAUGAUGAGGGGAAAUUUCUAAAUGUAGAAGUGAAUGAAGUCAUGUCCUGUAACACUGAUGUUCUCUGUCAAGAAGAGCUAUCUUAUAAUGCCAAAAAUAAUAAUGUUGGAAGCAGUCCAUAUUGCAGUGUUGCUAUUGAAACAGAUGAGUGUGAUGCACAGAUGAAACAGGGAAUGCUUUUCAAAUCUGAUGAAACAACUUUUAACAAAGAAAAAUGUAGUGAUCAGGAGGAUAGGAAAAGAAACUUGCAGGAUAGUUCUCCCAUAUUUAAAAAAAAUGAAUGUUUAUUGGAGGAAAUACAAGAAACAUCAAAUCAUUUUGAGAACUGUAAGGAUGUUCCAGGAGAGGUGACUUCAGUUUCUGUUGCUGCUUCAGAUUGUACCAGUCAGGAUAGUCUUUUGGAAGACAGCCCAUCUCCUAUACAAACUGUAGAACAAACCUUAGAGACACCUGACUCUUUGGAUUCUUUAGAUGUAAAUGAGGUUUUAGAAUCUUUACAGGCUCAAAGUCCUCAGAAACUUUUGCCACCAGAUAAACCUGCUGACAGUGGCUAUGAAACAGAAAACCUGGAAUCUCCAGAAUGGACUUCCCAUGUCCCUGUUGAGGAUGCUUCCAAUGUGGAUACUGCUGUGUGUGUGAGCGAGAGCAGUGUCAGUGCUUUGCCUUCUAAUCCAGUCAUCAUUGUGUCAGAAGCAGCAGCUUGUUUGGAUGCAGUGAACAGCAAUUUUGAAAUAACCCCAGUGGUUUUUCUGACUGGAAAUCAAAACUCUUACAGAGACUCAGCCUAUUUCUCUGAUAAUGAUUCUGAGCCAGAUAAAAAACCAGAUGAGUCUGUAAACCUGUCCAGAGAGACUGUGUGUAUUAUUUCCUCCAACAGAGGAGAGAAUCGCACUGAAGAGGUUUGUGGUUUUGAAGACAGACAGCAAACGUGUGAUGUGAGCAAUUACCAGGAUGAUGAUAAUCAAAACUCGAAACUGGAGCUCAACCACAAUUUAGAGAUCCAAGAGAUGGAUGAAAGGAUGCAGGGGUGUCCUGAUGAGUGGGCUGAGGCAACUCUGACUUCCCUGGAAAUAGUGAUGGAAGGUAACCUGAGGGAUGAAAUAAAACUAUCUGAGACUUCCCACAAAAGUGUCUCUUGUGUUGGCACUAACACUUCAGAACUCCUUUCACAAAGAGACUUAAAGCCUGUGCACAACAUGGCUUUAGAUCUGAGUAACAGUGAGAAGUCCUUCUAUCACAUGGACGGACAAAAGCUGAAAGAGCCAGAUAUUGAAGGAAAAUACCUCGGCAAACUCGGCGUGUCGGGAAUGCUUGAUUUAGAAGACGGCGAUGAUGCAGAUGAGGAAGAUGAAAACAGUGAUUCUGAGGAUGACAUGAGGACUUUUCAUAUGCAUAGUCUGAGUUCUGACAGUGAAGAUGAAACUGUUCAUCAAGUACCUGAGAUAGUUACUGAAAAAGAUGAUGGAAAACAUUUGAGAAGCUUGUUGAAACUUCCAAAACCUCUUCAUGAAAGGCAGUCUGAACUUUGGAAAGAUGAGAAGAAGGCUGUAACGUUCUUUGAUGACGUGACAGUCUAUUUGUUUGAUCAGGAAACACCAACGAAGGAGCUGGGAAGCCGUGGGAUAGACGUGAACGGGGAAGGUGCUGGCAGCUCUCCUGUUGCAUCUUCCAGUCCUGGUUACUUAAACAGAUUUGCAAAUUCAGAAAGCUCAACAGAUGAAGAAGGUGGGGGUUUUGAGUGGGAUGAUGACUUCUCUUCUCCAGACCCAUCCUUUAUAUCCAAGGCAGCUAAUAGUCUCAUUGGUUCUAAACCACCCCUUCAGCCAUCAAAGUACUUCUCUCCACCUCCACCAUCUCGGACUCUUGAUCAGAACUGGUCACAUUCAUCCCCUUACUCCAGAUUCUCCAUCUCGCCUGCAAACAUGGCAAGCUUUUCUCUUACACAUCUUACAGAUUCAGAUAUAGAGCAAGGAGGAAGCAGUGAAGAUGGAGAAAAAGAUUAAAUCAAUUUAAACAUGCUCGGACUCCGUACAUAAAACACACAGACUUUGUGUUUGAAACUUCUUUAUCUAAACUCUGGAUCCUCCUGGAGUAACACAGGUAAUCAAGAAGUACUGAGAAAUGGAAGUAAACACUGAAAGCAAUGUUAAAUCAGGACAUUAAUUUGAAUGUGUAUUUAACUUUGUAAUGUAUUUUUAAAUCAGUGCAAUUUUGCUUUUCAUUGAAAGACGAUUCUGCCGCUGUUUUCAAGUACUUGAAGUAUUUUUCAGAUAACUUAAACAAGUAAAGCAAUUACACUACAGUCUGGUUUAUGUAUGAGAUUGUAUAAUAUUCUUUUUAUAUUUUUCCAUGUAGUUCAUUAUCUAUUUGAACAUACACCUGUUGUAGAAUUGUGUAUACCUGUCCUGUGCAACAGGUGGCUGUGUUGAUGGAACUGUUUGAAUGAUAGUUGAUCAGUAGUGAGCCAUAUUUAUUCAAAAAGAUAUCACUACAUAUUACUUUGCUUAUUACAAUUGCACUAUGGAUUAUUCUUCCUUUAUUUCCUGAUGAUGUACAGAAUCAAAAUCUUAAAUCUUUCAAGGAAAAUAAGACAAGUUGAAUUGGCCCAGUUAUCCAGUUUAAUUUGUCCUUUUUGUAGCCUUUUGCUAUGCACGGUACUCGUCAAACGUACAUAACUUCUGAGUAUUAUGUUAGACUUGCUGAAAUCUUAUAUUCAGUACCAUUUCUAAAAUGAUAAUGGUUAUAGAAUGGUUGUUAGUGUUCAUGUUUUAUAGGAAACUGGAAAAGAAUCUAUGAUAUACUCUGGAAUUUUUAGAUGAAAGAGAUAAUGUCUCUUAAUUCCUACAUAUGAUCCUACUGACUGCUUAAACUGUAAUAGCAUCUGACUAUAUCAAAGUUAAGGGCCUUCCAGUUUUUACUACAAUUUCUGCCUUGGAGAAAGAAGAGGAAAAAUUGGUUGUACAAAACUCUGGAAUUUAUGAAUCUUAUAAAAAGACUAAUUUCAGUAGACUGGAUUUGGGUACACUUGGCCCUUCAGUUGUACAUUCUGUGAAUUUUUGAAGCUCACUCUUCUGCUGACUGCAGAUCUGGGCUCCAUUCAGAGGCCUGUGGUAAAUCUACCUCUCUGUGAUGUUAUGACAAUUAAGAUUUUGAUUAAUGGUUCAUGCCCAGUUCUGCACCAAUUAUAGGGCCAGAUCCAUUUUAAGAUGUCUGCAGAGCUCCAUGGUACAUCUUGAAAUGCAUUCUGAGCAAAGGCUGCAGUACAAUGGGUUUGCUCUGUAGGGAAGGGAAGACUGUGGGGGCUAAACCUUCCUGCUCUACCAUGCAUUUAGCUGAUUUAAUCCUCUAAACUGCUUGGAAAAAUAUAUCCUUAAUUAUUACUCCAAAGUGUGUUCAGUUGAAAAACAAAUCCCUGACUUCUUGGAAUGCCUUAUGCAGUUCAGAUCUGUAGGAAACACUGAUAGGAGCAGUUUACCUGGCUUUGUAUUUGUUUACCUGUACUAAAAUACAAAUGCACUGAAAUAUUAAGUACUUUGUAUUUUAGUGGUUGUUUUGGCAGGGCUGGAGAUAAUGGUGGUCCAAGUGCUCUGUGUCCAGAUCCAGUCACCAGAGAAUAUUCAUCAUAUGGAGAUGGGAGGAUUAGAUAUUUUCAGAUGUGUGAUUUCUUUUUUUGUAUACCUCUGUGUUAAUUUUGAUUUUUAAGUAUGUUUUAAAAUUGACAGGCAUAUGGUAACUGGUUUUUUCUCCAACAUUAUUUAGCCCUUAAACCAGAAUGGCUUCCAUACUGACUAAAAGGGAAUGAUUUAAUUAAUCAUGUUCUUUGAAGUUGCCAAUGAAUUAUCUUUUUCUGAUGAGGCACUCAGGUUCAGAGUUAGUCAGAACUGUUCUUCAGUAUGAAGUGAGGAACUGGAUUUUCCUAUAGACCUUUCCCAAAACAUUAUUUAGAAGGCAAAGUCAAGUAGUUCUUAACACAGGCUUACAGUAUAUACUGUAGAGGGUUUAAGGAAGCUGUGUGCUACUGAAAAUAAUUUAAAAUGUUGGUAAUAGACCUUGUGCACAAACUAUUGCUUAGAAACUCCAUAAUUGCAACAUUAAACUCCUUGAUACAGCUAGAUUUAGGGUACCUCAUCUGUCUUUAAAUUUCCACCACAGUAAGAAUGAAACUCCAUAAUGGUCUGCAGGGAACAUUUGGGCUUGUCUGCCUUAUGUGGUGAAAAACUUGUCAGACCUGGAGUUCAGCCUUAAUUUUGAAUCAUUUUAUUUAAAAAAUAAUUCUGGGUUAAAUAAAAGCUUAUGCUCCGGAAUGUUGUAAUUUGGUUGUGCAUUUUGUUUCUUGUAAUUCUGGAAAAUCAGAUGUUUAUCUUGCACAUCAGGAAUUUCCUUUGCUUGAUGGAAAUCUAAGAUUUUUAUUCUUUACCUGGGUUUAAAGAAAAGCUUACACAGGAAGUGAAAGUUUACUCCUUUGUACAAAUGGACUUAUUGCUAAUGAAUUGCCAAAGGAGCAUUUUUUCCAAAACAAGAUGUGUAUAAUAUUAAGCAAGGUAAUGUCCUUUUUAGCUGUACAAUGAAGAGAAAUAAAUAUUUAAAGCUAACUCGGAUCACUUAAACAUAAAUUUUACUUUCAGUAAUCCAGUAGGCUGGAUUGCAAUAAUAUAGACUAUCUUUUGGGGUAAAAAAAUAAUAAUUAAAGAUCUGAUCAACUACUAGCAAUACUUAAAUAUCUGCCUGGCAGUUAAGUGGCACAAUGAAGAUGAAUCAGUAAUUCCAACAUGUUACAUUAUAAUGAGGGGAUUUGUUCCAAAUCAUUCAUUACACUCUGUGUAAUUGCUUGCACUAGCUACUUAAGCCUGGUCUCCAUUUUAGAAGUACAUGUAUCUAUUUUCAAUGGUUUAUUAUGAGGACUGGUUACAGCUUAAUUCCUUCUCUAGUAGAAUCCCUGGAUUGUUUGAAUAAUGAAGGCAUUGUCUCAAUUUGGCUACUAAAGGUAUUUAAAAGAUUUGAUUUUUCCCACCUGAAGAAGUUUGUUUGAACAUUAGGAUCUGUGGUGAGAAGCCAAGAGAGCAACAGGUGUGUCCAGUUUCAGUGGGAACACCUGUACUCUCCCACAUGCCCCAGCUGCAGAUACACUGUGUAUAACUGCAUUGAUGGAAAUUGCCAUUUUCAUGGAAAUGAGCAGAUUUAACUGUUUUUUCAUAUCCUUGUCAAUGCACUAAUGAAAGCCAUUUAAGCCUCAUUCUUUUUAUCAGUAUUUUUAGCAGAUUUUUAUGUAAUACUCAAUCUUUCAUGAAGAGGCUGGUUGGUAGAAAGACUUUUUUUUUUUUUUUUACAGUUAAGCACUAUCCUAAAAUGUCAGCAUUGUCAGGUGUCAGUGACUUGGCUAUUUGUGUUGGAGUUGAUGAAAGGUGGAAUUCAAGUACAUUAGCCUUAUAAGAAAUAGCCUUAAAUAAGAAUGGAGUUACUUCAAAAAAUUACUUCAGCUUUAAGUCAUACAUGUUAAUGGUUUUGGUACAAAAUGGGAAGAAAUCUAGAGGAGAGUCAAACAUCAUAUAAACUUAUUGAAAAUAAGUAUUUGUAAUACCAGCAGCCUGUUUUUCAGAAACUUGAAUAUGACUUACAGUUAGUUUUGUUUAUGAAAUUGUUUGAACUUGCACAGAUGUAGGUGUAACUUAAAUGAUAAAUGGUACUGAUGUGUGUGUAUAUAUAAUGUUCAAUUCUAUUUGUAAAUGAGAAACUAUGUAACAAAAUCAUAGGUAUGAGGUUUUCCUAUUGUAAUUUAAUACAGGUAUGAGGUUUAUGGCAAUAUAUCAUAGUUAAUGAAAUUUCAGGUCAAAAUGUCUUUAAAUUGUGUACAUUUUUAAAUUGUAAUUUCUACUGUAUAUUGAUUAUCAUGCAUAGUGUGAUUCAAGAAACUGCUUGUAAUUUAAAAAUAUUUAAUAUUAAAAAUAAAAUACAGUUAUAUAUUUAUAA
Messenger RNA from Pyrgilauda ruficollis (rufous-necked snowfinch), 8661 nucleotides. It is a transcript of the gene LMTK2, whose product is annotated as lemur tyrosine kinase 2. The transcript is spliced from 14 exons. The record is from RefSeq and is a predicted model, not a curated record. Bases 177 to 4697 code for a protein of 1506 amino acids. NCBI's taxonomy places the organism in Eukaryota, Metazoa, Chordata, Aves, Passeriformes, Passeridae. Gene Ontology annotation, molecular function: protein kinase activity; ATP binding. Gene Ontology annotation, biological process: protein phosphorylation.